AUGGCUGAUCCCUUGUCCAUCAGCGCCAGUGCCAUUACCUUGAUCGACGCCAGUUCGACAUGUGUCACUCUGCUUGUGAAGCUUCUUAAAUGCGCUCAGAACGCACCAGCCGAGAUUCAUGCGUUGUCUAACGAUCUGAGCGAUCUCCAGAGCUUCUUUCACGACGUCAAGAAGCUCUGUGGCGACAUGGCCGCAGAACAACCUCCCCAAUCUCGGUUCCUCGAGGCAGUGUAUCAGCCCCUUAAAGGGGCCGGAACAGCGCUGCCAGAGUUGGAGGAAAUACUUAGGAAAGCGGACCCACAGGUUUUCAGCAAACAAAGCCGACUGAAAUGGAUUCGGCUGACCUUACAUUACGCUGUACUCCGCAACAAAACUAGCAUGUGUGUGCUGCUUCUUGACGCAGGGGCAGAUCCGCACCAACAGGACGAUAAUGGCACGACUCCAUUCCAGAAAGCCUGGGAGCAAAUUCUGUGCAAGAGAGGGACUGUGGCCGAGAUUGAAGGCUUGAAGCGCGUAUUUUCAGGGACCCAGGAGCUGGAAACCUGGGAGUUCUCGUACAUGCACAAGGUCGUGCUAGGGAUAUUUCCUGCACAACUGGCCAAGGAGCUGCAGAAUGAGCAGUACCGCAAACAAAUUCACAGCUCGGAUGCCACGAAACGGACACCCCUUCACUGGGCCGCAACUCGGGGAGACGAGGAAGCAGUGAGGUUGCUGUUGGACGCCGGGGCCGACGUCAAUUGUCGCGAUGAAUCCAACAACACACCUCUCACCUUUGCAGCGUCGACAGGCCUUGUGCCUCUCUUGGAGAUGUUAAUCCUGCACGGAGCGGAUGUCCACGCCAGGACGUCCAUCGGCAGCCAGGCCAUCCACCACGCCAGCCGUCACCAACGAGCCAUUGAGCCGGUCCAGACUCUGUUGGGCGCCGGGGCAUCUCUUAACAGCACGAACAACUUCGGCCACUCGCCGCUCACCGGGGCCGCCAUCGCCAACCGUCCUGCCAUCGGGGCCUUUCUUCUCGACCACGGCGCCGACAUGCACCCCCGCAGCCUGCACGGCGACACGCCUUUGUUUGAAACCAUCUUCCACAACAACCACCAGUUUCUUCAGAUGCUCCUGGACAGAGGCGCGAACCCCCACGACGUCAACGCCGCCGGAUCAACCAUCCUGCACGCGGCCGCGCUGGAAGCCGACACGCGCACCGUCGCGAUCCUCCGUGCCUCCAACGUGCAUUGGGAUCGUCGGCAAUGCUUGCUUCGCGAUCGGAAGGGGAGCACGGCGCUCGAGAUCGCGCAGCGUCGAGUCAGUCCGCCCGCGGGGUUCUUGGAGGAGUUUGAACGGCUUGUGGCGCCGGGCUUGAGUGUUGAGGAGGGUGAUGACUGA
Molecule: messenger RNA, 1380 nt
Organism: Fonsecaea erecta
Lineage: Eukaryota; Fungi; Ascomycota; Eurotiomycetes; Chaetothyriales; Herpotrichiellaceae
Exons: 4
Coding region: 1-1380 (459 amino acids)
Biological process (GO): regulation of cardiac muscle contraction; protein localization to T-tubule
Cellular component (GO): T-tubule
Molecular function (GO): protein binding
Source: RefSeq, a predicted model, not a curated record